GGACCGAGGAGACUAAAAAAAACAGAUAACUGUGGGGCUAGCACCAUGCAGCUCUGGAGCUUUGGGGCCCUGUGCCUCGCAGCUCUGCCAGGGCUGCUGUUGGCGGGGCCCAUUUUCGUGGAGGGGGACAGAGACACCUCCAGGAUAUGCAAGCCCCCGCCCCGCUGGAGCAUCGAGGGGAAGGUGCCUAUGGAGGCCCUGGCGGGGAAGGUGGGGGUGGUGGCGCUGCUGAAAGCCAGCUGACACUUCUGCCUCACGCAGGCAGCCCGUUUGGGAGACCUGCGUGACAAGCUGGUUCGGAGCGGGCUGGUGGACGUGGGCUUCCUGGUGGUGAACGAGCGGGAGGCCCAGUCCCGGGCCAUGUUCUGGGAGCUGAAGAGGAAGGUGGCGGAGGGCAUCCCCGUGUACCAGCAGGCCCCUCUCCAGGACGACGUCUGGGACGCCCUGCAGGGAGACAAAGACGACUUCCUGGUGUACGACAGGUGUGGACGCCUGACCUUCCACAUCGUCCUGCCCUACAGCUUCCUCCACUACCCCUUCAUCGAGGCCGCCGUGCGGGCCACCUACCACAAGGACAUCUGCAACUGCUCCGUGGGGAACUCCACGCUCUCUACGCAACAGAACGGCACGCAGUUCGGUGACACUGGCCUCGCUGCUUCAGGAAAUGCCACAACGAUGGAGUCCGUUGUCUCAGAAGGAGGGCCAGACACGGUGCCCCAGCCAGAGGGGGGCGCUAGAGACACCCCACACCACCAUAACAGCCAUCAGGAGAGCCAUGGGGCGGCGAACGACGGGCGACCCCACCAUCAUCACCACGGUGAACACGUACACCACGGGGGGCACGGAAGUCACCAGCAUAACCAUGGCGAUCAUCACCAUGACCACAGCGGUCACUAAAAGCAGAGGAACGUCUUCCACAACCAGGCGUCCUGUCAAAUAGGACUGGGGCCCUCCCAUACCAUACCCUGUGUGUUCCUUCAGCAGUGCUGAACUGAAGACGUUGUGAGGAGACGUCGUGCGCUUACGCGGUGGUUAGAGACUUUAUUGUGUUACCAGGCUGUUCCUCUGUUCACAUCAGCAUUGUUAGUCUUCCUUUAGUGUGCAUUAUUGAUGGAUGCUGUGCGUUGAUACGCAGGUCUCUUUCUUGUUUAAAACCACACAAUGACAUCAAGGAUUUCUGUGCCUCUCAGGUAGAUGUAAAACAUCAGUGUGUGUGCGCGCGCGCAUGCGUGUAUGCGUUCGAGACGUGCUUAAUGUUGUCUUCGCCCAAAAUUAGUUUUAGCACAAUUCUGUCUUUUUUUAUUUUUCUCUAAACCUCAUGGAUGGACUGGAUUUGGGUUACAUUAGCUGGGAAUUCAUCACUUGUGAUCAUUUGCUGUCGGUAAAGGCAGGUCAUUCUCACUAUAUGAUGUCACGCACGCCUGUUAAGUAUUUUCCUGCAGUGUUGUGUGUUUGGUUUAUUUGCAUGUGGAUGGUCUCUUCCUACGGCACUUAAUGAAAUCUGCAGUUUAAACCAAGUUAUUGGAGCUGCAGGUGGAUGCUGUGCAGGACAUAGUCUCAUUUAACGGGAUAAACCAAUCACACAGUUGUGAAGAGUGAAUUCAUACAGAACUCAUGACUCAUUCAUUUGAUGAUACACUGACUGAACAGGUUCAACGCGUGUGGUUUAAGUUUGUGACGCCUUUGCUUUCAGUAAAAUCGACACGUGUUUUUAAAACAUUUCCCAGCAACUUUGUUUGCAAACAGUAAUCCACUUCUUUGUCAUGAUGACAACACAAUAAAGUGAUAUAUUCUCUUGUAAAGACA
Messenger RNA from Conger conger (European conger), 1806 nucleotides. RefSeq names its product selenoprotein P2 (gene selenop2). Gene Ontology annotation, cellular component: extracellular region. The record is from RefSeq and is a predicted model, not a curated record. Gene Ontology annotation, biological process: selenium compound metabolic process. The transcript is spliced from 5 exons. Gene Ontology annotation, molecular function: selenium binding. NCBI's taxonomy places the organism in Eukaryota, Metazoa, Chordata, Actinopteri, Anguilliformes, Congridae.